UUCAAAUAUUUUUUUUUUAUACUUUAUCGUUUUUCCAGAAUUCAAAACUUAUUAGACAGCCAAAUUCAGUAUCAUUUUAUGGCCCUAAAGUUAGCAGACAUUGAACAAAUUUCCCGCUUUUUUUAAACAAAUAAAUUAUAAAAAGAGAAAGAAAAUUGCACAUAUAGAAAAUUUAAAAAUCUAUAGCUGCAAUUUUUUUUUUUAUAAUUUAGCGUUUUAAAAAAAAUUCAAAAAAUGUAGAUGUCUGUUUAGAAUCAUAUAAUUUUAUAAGAGUUUCUAAGCAGAGUUAUGGUGUCCCAUAAAUAUUUAAAACGCAAUUAAAAAUAUAAAACAGGGAAAUUUGGUAGUACUUUCGACCCUUAAAUAAUAUUUGAAUUUUAAUACAAAUGAAUUUCUUAUCGAUUUAGAUUAAAUAGGAAUGUAUAAAUGUAUGUGUAUAUAUAUAUUUUUUUGUAAUGAGUAAUUGUAUUGGAUUCUCAUGACUUCAAAAUAUUACUUAACAUAAAGAUAAAUAUAUAAAUGAUAGUAUGGAAUGAGAGAUAAGAGAUAAGAUAUUAAACAUAAUUUCGUAACUAUUUAUAAAUUGGAAAGAUUCAUCACCGGAAAUUAAGAUUAUUGUUGCGUAGAAAGUUUUUUCAAAACAUUGCCACGAAAACUUUUUUUUUUUUAAUUACAAAUAUGACCGCGUUUUGAUAUUUUCAAAGUUUUGAUAUUUUAACAAGAGCUUUCAUAGAAAAUAAAGAUUCGCGCGUGAAUUUUUUGUAAAAUUCAAAUCGCAUCAAAGGAAUUCGAUGAAUAUUUAAAAUAUUGCAGAAAAUUUCGUUUUCGAAAAAUAGUUGUCUACAGAAAUACAUUUGCGCAGGCGCAGUGUAUACCUAAGGGUUUUUUGUGUAACAGAUUUAUUGGUAAAGGCUCAGACAAAAUUUUACCAAAAAUACUUUCGAAUUAGACUAUCACCGAACAAUAACUUUAGUUGUUUAAAAUCUUCAACUGGUGGCGCUAGUAAUUAGAAAAGAAGUAUCAAUUGUAUCAGUAUCAAUUAUCGCACAUAUUUUAUAAACUCUUUGUUGAGUAUAAGACUUUUUUUAUAUACUGUAAUAUAUAUACAUAUAUAUUUAAAAAUAAAUAAAUUAUGAGCCCGAUUGGAUAUCUUACGAGACGAGAAAGUAUUUCGUCUUGUCACCGACUCCACAGCCCCCAUUUGAGUGACGAAGAAAAUAAAAAUAUUUAUGGGAAAUGUAAUAAUUAUUGGGGUCAUGGUCAUAAUUAUAUUGUUGAAGUAACUGUACGUGGACCAAUAAAUUAUAAAACUGGGAUGGUUAUGAAUAUAUCAGAACUAAAAGAAUAUAUGCAUAAGGUAUUAAUGGAAAAAUUGGACCAUAAAAAUUUAGAUAAAGAUGUUCCGUAUUUUAAAAAUGUUGUCUCGACAACUGAAAAUUUAUCUGUUUAUAUUUUUAAUGAGUUGAAACAAUUAAUGCCCGACCCGUCAUUACUUUACGAAGUUAAAAUAUAUGAAACUGAUAAAAAUAUCGUCAUUUAUCGUGGAGAAGAUUCGUAGAAGAAAUUUUCAAGAUUUUUUCAUUUAAACUUUUAAAAUAUCAUUAUAUAGUGCAAUUGUAUUAAAUGUUAAUAUAAAGUGUAACUAAUAUACUAAUUAUCUAAUAAAUUAUUUUCCUAAAAU
Messenger RNA from Microplitis demolitor, 1681 nucleotides. RefSeq names its product 6-pyruvoyl tetrahydrobiopterin synthase (gene purple). The transcript is spliced from 4 exons. Gene Ontology annotation, biological process: tetrahydrobiopterin biosynthetic process. The record is from RefSeq and is a predicted model, not a curated record. Lineage: Eukaryota; Metazoa; Arthropoda; Insecta; Hymenoptera; Braconidae. Bases 1133 to 1558 code for a protein of 141 amino acids. Gene Ontology annotation, molecular function: 6-pyruvoyltetrahydropterin synthase activity. Gene Ontology annotation, cellular component: mitochondrion.